AGUCUAGAAAUCUGUUCUUCGGUUUAGCUUUCUCGUAACAUGUGAACAUGUCUGCUCUUGGCUUCUCUUCUGUUUUACUGUUGCUGUGCCUGUCAUCUGGAGUGAAUGCUCUGUUCCUUCAUGUUCUGCUCCGUUGUCAAGUUUAUUCUGGCGAUGGUCAUGAUGCUGUGUACCUGGAGCAGCUCUACUUUAACAAACUACUUCUGGGACAAUACAACAGCACUUUGGGAAAAUUCACUGGAUACACAGAGUUCUCAAAACCAAUUGCAGAUUCCCUUAAUAACAGCACUAGAAUUAUGGAACAAGAAAGAAAAAAUACAUGGCGAAACUGCAGAGAUUACGUCCAGCGCUUUUACAAGGAAUUUAUUGGGAAGACAGUCAAGCCCCAUGUCAGGCUGAGGUCAGUAGAGGCAGGCAGCAGCAGACAUCCAGCCAUGUUGGUCUGCAGUGCGUACGGCUUCUAUCCAAAGCAAAUCCGUCUGACAUGGCUGAGGAAUGGAAAGGAGGUGACAUCAGAUGUGACCUCUACUGAGGAAUUGCCAAAUGGAAACUGGUUGUACCAGAUCCACUCCCAGCUGGAGUAUACGCCCAGACCUGGAGAGAAAAUCAUCUGUAUGGUGGAGCAUGCCAGCCUCAUGGACCCUGAGCUGUAUGACUGGGUACCAAUGAUGCCUGAGUCAAAGUGGAAUAAGAUUGCCCUCGGGACAGCAGGUCUGCUGCUCGGGCUGGUCCUCCUAGUUGCUGGACUGAUUUACUACAGGAAGAAAUCUUCUGGUCGGACGUUGGUGCCACAAUAUUAAAGGCUUUACAUACAGAACAGGAGCCUCGAGUCACAGAUGCCAGUGGGGAUUCACAUAAGAUUAUUGUCCAGAUUGAGUCCAGAGGCACUGUAUGUGAACCAAUGGGCUGUGAUGGAGCCAUAGGAUGGAGUACAUGUCAUCCUCCUCCCUAUGAAUACUUAAAACAUAUGUAUUUGAUUUA
Molecule: messenger RNA, 981 nt
Organism: Myripristis murdjan (pinecone soldierfish)
Lineage: Eukaryota; Metazoa; Chordata; Actinopteri; Holocentriformes; Holocentridae
Product: rano class II histocompatibility antigen, A beta chain-like
Exons: 6
Coding region: 48-800 (250 amino acids)
Biological process (GO): immune response; antigen processing and presentation
Cellular component (GO): MHC class II protein complex; membrane
Source: RefSeq, a predicted model, not a curated record